AUGAAGCAUGGAAAUGGAGAUAAGAACAUCAACAUCUGGCAUAACAUACAGGCGGAGUGGAUGCCAGAGCAGCAGCAGCAGCAGCCCGUCAGUCGGUACCAAGUGCUUCAUAAUGAAGAUGAUCCUGCAGAAUCUACAGUUGAACAACCGUCCACUUCUACGCAAACUGCACCAGCUUGUCAAACAGAGGCAUCUUCAGCUGAAGUGGAUACUUCCCCUCCACCUUAUUGUAGCAUCGCUACAGAAGCAGCUGCACCAACAGAAGUGGAAUCACCUAAUGAAUUUUACCCAGUGCCACCUCCGUACAGCGUAGCUACUUCUCUUCCCACUUACGAUGAGGCGGAGAAGGCCAAAGCUGCGGCAAUGGCAGCUGUUGCAGCAGAAGCAGCAACCCACAGACACGGCCAAUUUAGGGAGUCUAGGAGUCUGUUUGAUGAAAUAUUCCUGAGUCCACCAGAGGAAGAAGAAUAUCCCCCAAGAGAUGACUUCAGCGAUGCAGACCAACUCCGUGUGGGAAAUGAUGGCAUUUUUAUGUUGGCUUUUUUCAUGGCAUUCAUUUUCAACUGGAUUGGAUUUUGCUUAUCAUUCUGUAUAACUAACACCAUAGCAGGAAGGUAUGGUGCAAUCUGUGGAUUUGGAUUGUCUUUGAUCAAAUGGAUUCUUAUUGUCCGGUUCUCAGAUUACUUUACCGGCUAUUUCAAUGGACAGUACUGGCUUUGGUGGAUAUUUCUUGUACUUGGCCUCCUCCUAUUUUUCCGAGGUUUUGUUAAUUAUCUGAAAGUUAGAAAUAUGUCUGAAAGUAUGGCGGCAGCUCAUAGAACAAGAUUUUUCUUCUUGUAUUAGAGACUGCAGCAACCAGGCAUUCCUUUCUCUUAUCAAUGUGAACUUCCAACCAACCAGUUACCUUCCUAUGAAUAGGGAAAGAUGACUACUGUUAUCAGAAGCAGGAUCCUUUUUCCGCUUAGUGAAUGACAGAAUGGUUCAUGCUUAAGUGCCAGUUCUGUUCAUUCUAGUAAAUAUUUAUAUUAAGCAUUGCCUUUUGUCUUGCACAUAUAUACAUAUACAAUAUAUAUAUGUGCUAAUCAGCAAGAACUUUAAAAAAAAAUAAAAUCCAUGCAUAUAGUCUGCUAAGCAGCUGAAUACAGUAAGACUUAACU
Protobothrops mucrosquamatus (brown spotted pit viper) is the source of this 1157-nucleotide messenger RNA. RefSeq names its product Nedd4 family interacting protein 2 (gene NDFIP2). The record is from RefSeq and is a predicted model, not a curated record. Gene Ontology annotation, molecular function: WW domain binding. Lineage: Eukaryota; Metazoa; Chordata; Lepidosauria; Squamata; Viperidae. The transcript is spliced from 10 exons. Bases 1 to 843 code for a protein of 280 amino acids. Gene Ontology annotation, biological process: positive regulation of protein ubiquitination; ubiquitin-dependent protein catabolic process; vacuolar transport. Gene Ontology annotation, cellular component: endoplasmic reticulum; Golgi apparatus; perinuclear region of cytoplasm.